GCAGCGCAACCCACACCUCCACUUCACGCACUUUGCCUUCUCCCCUCCUCCGCCCAGUCUCCCACCUCCCGUCCCAUCCCCGGCGCCGAUUUAUAUACACGGCUGGCCUACAGACAUGCGCUUCCCCCACCCCCGCCUCGCCCACUCGCCCGCACCGAACCCAACCCCAUGGCCAUGGCCAUGGCCGACGACGACGGCCCCAUCCCCCCGCCUCCGCCGCCGCCGCCGCCUCGCCGCCCCCACAGGCAGCUCCAGCCGAGGAGGUACCAGGUGGAGGUGUUCGAGGCGGCGCUGCAGGGGAACACCAUCGCGGUGCUCGACACCGGCUCCGGAAAGACCAUGGUCGCCGUCCUGCUCGCGCGCCACCACGUGGGCCGCGUGCGCGCCGGGGAGGUGCCCCGCCGGAUCGUCGUCUUCCUCGCGCCCACCGUGCACCUCGUCCACCAGCAAUUCGAGGUGAUUCGGGAGUACACGGACCUCGACGCCGCUGAGUGCUACGGAGCUUCGGGGGUCGGCGACUGGAGUACCGACCGCUGGAACAAGGAAGUUGGGAGCAAGGAGAUUGCUGUUAUGACGCCCCAGAUAUUGUUGGAUGCCCUGAGGCAUGCCUUUGUAACAAUGAGUGCAGUGAGCCUGCUAAUAUUUGAUGAAUGCCAUCGUGCCUGUGGAAACCACCCAUAUACACGAAUAAUGAAGGAAUUUUACCUUGGCUCUCAGUGGAGGCCAGCUGUAUUUGGAAUGACAGCAUCUCCUGUUGCUACUAAAGGCACUUGCACGGUACAAGAUUGUGAAGCACACAUUGGUCAACUUGAACUUACAUUGGAUGCGAAGGUAUAUAUCAUAAAAGAUCGUAGUGAACUUGAGAGCUUUUCCCCUCCUGCAACAAUUGUGAACAAAUACUAUGAUGCUUACUCGAUUGAUUUCGAAGAUCUGAAAUCGAAGCUCCAGAUAUUGUAUGAAGAGUAUGAUGCUUUGUUGGCUAGUCUGCAAGAAUCGUCACCAAAUAAAUUUGAAGACACGAAUAACAUAUUAGAGACAUCAAGAAAGACCUUGUUCAGAUACCAUGAGAAGAUAUUUUAUGGCCUAAAUUAUCUUGGUCCAAUCAUCACCGCUGAGGUAGUGAAGAUAUAUAAUGAAAGCAUUAAGACACUGGGUGAUUCUGAAGAUUGCCUCUUCUCGAAAGCUAGCUUCAGCCUGCAUGUAGCUUAUUUUAAAGAAGCUUUAGAUUUAGUUGAGGAAGUAUUGCCACAUGGUUAUGGUGAACUAAUGAAAUCAGAAUCUGGUUCUGCGGAAUUAAUUAAAAGCGGGUAUAUUUCUUCAAAAGUGGAUGCUCUAAUCAACAUUUUUAAAUCAUUUGGGUCAUCAAACGAAGUGCUUUGCCUAAUUUUUGUAGAAAGAAUUAUGACAGCUAAAGCUGUUGAGAGGUUCAUGAGAGGAAUUGUUAAUUUCUCUAGUUUUUCAAUUUCUUACUUGACUGGAGGGAGUACAUCAAAAGAUUCUCUGAGCCCAGCAGUGCAGAGAUAUACUUUGGACUUGUUCCGAUCUGGAAAGGUGAACUUGCUUUUCACCACAGAUGUAACUGAAGAGGGUAUUGAUGUACCUAACUGUUCUUGUGUCAUACGCUUCGACCUGCCCAGAACUGUUUGUAGCUACGUUCAAUCUCGUGGUCGUGCCAGAAGGAGCAGCUCAAAUUAUGUUCUUAUGAUUGAGAGGGGAAACAUGGAUCAGCAGGAACACAUAUUCCGCAUAAUACAGACUGAGUACUAUAUUAAACACUUCGCUCUGUAUAGGCACAGAAACCCCAAUGUUUCAUCCUCUGAGUGGCCUAUGCAAGAUAAGUAUGCAUACCAUGUUGAUUCAACAGGAGCAACUAUAACUGCAGACUGCUGUGUUGAUCUGAUCCGUAAAUAUUGUGAGAAACUUCCUAAAGAUAGGUAUUACAUUCCAAAGCCUUCCUUUGCGGUGGCUAUCGAAGAUGGAUCAUACCAAUGCACCUUGACUUUGCCUCCAAAUGCGGCGUUUCAAAGGAUAGUUGGCCCUUUAUGCAGUACAAGUAAUUUAGCCAAGCAGCUUGUAUCCCUAGAUGCGUGCAAGAAAUUGCAUCAGCUAGGAGAACUCAAUGAUCAUCUUCUACCCUUCACCGAAGAACCUAUUGAUAUUGAUGUUGCUUUAAGAGAUGGGAAAUUCCUUUCUGGACCAGGAACGACUAAAAGAAAGGAGCUCCAUGGAACAAGAAAUGUUCUUGCCCUGUCAGGAUCGUGGAUUCAUGAAAGUGAAAGUGUCACAUUGAAUGCUUAUAGAUUCGAUUUUCUUUGUGACCAAGAGGGUGAAAACUAUGCUGGGUUUGUUCUCUUAAUGGAAUCAGCACUUGAUGAUGAUGUAGCUUGUUCAAAAAUGGAUCUAUUCCUGAUCCCUAAUAAAAUGGUCUACACCACCGUAACUCCGUGUGGAAAAGUUCAACUGGACAAAAAACAGCUACGUGACGGGAAGUUGUUCCAAGAAUUCUUUUUCAAUGGAAUAUUUGGUAGAUUAUUUCAUGGAUCUCGAACAAGUGGAGUGCAAAGGGAAUUUCUUUUCAGAAAAGGUCAUGAAAUACAAUGGAGCUCACAGAGCAUGUACUUACUUUUACCUUUGAGGCAUUCACCACACAUCCAGCAAGAUUUAAACAUAUACUGGGAGGCAGUUGAAUCCUGCACCCAGGCGGUGGAGCAGUUGAGAAAUUUGUAUCUGGAAGAUGAAAAUAUCCGUGCAAAUUUUAUUCAACAUAGAAGUAUCAAGGAGAAAGACAUUAUUCAUCUGGCCAACAAAUCUCUUCAUUUUUCUAGCAUCAAAGAUUCAGUUGUGCUAUCGCUUCAUACUGGAAGGAUAUACUCUGUUCUUGACUUGAUCUAUGGCACAACUGCUGAAGACUCGUUUGAAGAGAUGUAUAAUGGAAAAGCUUCACCGUUUUCUUCAUUCGUGGACUACUACCGUGAAAAGUAUGGUAUUGUUAUUCAACAUCCAAAACAACCGUUGUUGCUGUUAAAGCAAAGCCACAAUGCACACAAUCUUCUUUUUUCAAAAUCGAAGUACAUAGAUGGUUCUACGGGCGAUCCUUUGCUCAUGGAAAAAGAGCAAAUACACGCCCGGGUCCCACCUGAAUUGUUAAUCCACAUUGAUGUGACAAUUGAAGUUCUCAAAUCUUUUUAUUUAUUGCCUUCUGUAAUGCAUCGACUUCAGUCUCUCAUGCUAGCCAGCCAGCUCCGCAGAGAUAUUGGUUACACUCAACAUAUACCAAGUUACCUGAUUUUGGAAGCUAUCACAACUUUAAGGUGCUGCGAAACAUUUUCCCUGGAGCGUUUAGAACUAUUGGGAGACUCAGUACUAAAAUAUGUGAUAGGAUGUGACCUGUUUUUAAGGUAUCCUAUGAAACAUGAAGGUCAUCUUUCUGAUAUGAGAUCAAAUGCUGUCUGCAAUGCUACACUUCAUAAGCACGGAAUCUGGCGAUCCUUGCAGGGUUACGUGCGGGAUAGUGCAUUUGACCCACGGCGUUGGGUUGCUCCUGGGCAGAUAUCUUUGCGCCCUUUUCCUUGUAACUGCAGAAUUGAGACUGCAUUUGUUCCAAGUAAUGGAAGGUAUAUCAGCGACGACCCAUCUUUUGUCGUUGGAAAACCAUGUGAUAGAGCUCACAGAUGGAUGUGCUCGAAAGCAAUAUCUGAUUGUGUUGAAGCCCUAGUUGGAGCAUAUUAUGUCGGUGGUGGCAUAGUUGGUGCACUUUGGGUUAUGAAGUGGUUCGGUAUUGAAAUAAAAUGUGAUAGGAAGUUGGUACAGGAAGUAAAGCUCAAUGCGUCUUAUAUAUGCUACUUACCUAAAAUAAGUGUUAUUGAGGAGUUGGAAGCAAAACUGAAGUACAACUUCUCAGUCAAGGGCCUUCUACUGGAAGCCAUAACUCAUCCAUCUCUGCAGGAAUUAGGGGCUGACUACUGUUACCAGCGUUUGGAAUUUCUGGGUGAUUCUGUGCUGGAUCUACUAAUUACACGCUAUCUGUAUGUUACCCAUACUGAUGUUGAUCCUGGAGAAUUGACAGACCUACGUUCCGCUUUGGUUAGUAAUGAGAAUUUUGCAGAAGUAGUUUUAAGAAAUAACAUUCACAGUCAUCUACAGCAUGGGUCUGGAAUACUUUUGGAGCAAAUCACAGAAUAUGUUAGAUCCAAUUUGGAGUGCCAAGGGAAGGUUAAUAAAUUCCUUCAACAUGCUACAUGUAAAGUACCUAAGGUGCUUGGAGACAUUAUGGAAAGCAUUGCCGGUGCAAUAUUUGUAGACACAGAUUUUAAUGUUGAUGUGGUUUGGAAGAUUGUUGAACCGUUGCUUUCCCCAAUGAUAACCCCUGAUAAUCUUGUAUUGCCACCUUAUCGGGAGUUGUUAGAGCUGUGUAGUCACCUUGGUUAUUUCAUAAAUUCAAAAUGCAGUAGUAAAGGAGAAGAAGUAAUUAUAGAGAUGUCAGUGCAAUUACGAGAUGAACUGCUGAUAGCGCAAGGACAAGACAGAAAUAAGAAGAGUGCAAAGUCAAAAGCAGCAGCUCGUAUAUUGGCAGAUCUGAAGAAAAGAGGCCUUUCAAUGAAACAAUGUUCUUCUAAAGCUAAGCAGUUGGAUAUUAUAUCUUCGGACCAGCAGUAUCCUUUGGCAAGUUUGGAAUCACCACUUGAUUAUUGUCACGUGGAUGCCAAUCCUAGCCUAGGAGGCCUUCCCUCACUGAAAGAAGCAGUUGUUCUUCGGCUUAAACUGGACAAAGGUGGACCACGGAGUGCUCUUUUUAAGCUAUGCAAGAGGUUGCAGUGGCCAAUGCCAGAAUUCGAAUUUGUGGAACAAAGGUUCAGGACUCCUAUUGUUCUGGACGGGGUAACCACAACGAACUUCAAUAGCUUCGUGUCAACCAUCACCUUGCACAUACCUGAUGUAACAGCCAUUACACUUCAAGGCGAGCGGCGAACUGACAAAAAGAGUUCCCAGGAUUCAGCAUCGCUGAUAAUGCUCCACAAGCUUCAAGAGCUCAAGGUCUGUAUAUGCAAGACUUAGCAAAGCAUCAUGGAUCCACGUGCCAGCUAACUGCUAAGGCUCGUUAACCUGGGGAUAUGAUCCUCCAUCCCAAAGUGAAUUAUGUUGAAAAUGUUUAUGAGAGGCUCGGCGGUGGUGCUAGAUUAUCUUGCAGGAUAUCUUAGAAACAAUUAGUGCUUGUCUUCCGAAAAAAACAAUAGACAAUUUCACUUGCUGGACAAAGAAAACAUUUUGCAAGAAUUGAUAUUGGUUUGGUUUGAAUCCACAUUUGGGUCAACUAUCGACCUUAGGUUCUUAGUGGAAUUGAGUGCAAUUUUGCUA
Messenger RNA from Aegilops tauschii subsp. strangulata, 5355 nucleotides. RefSeq names its product endoribonuclease Dicer homolog 3b-like. Gene Ontology annotation, molecular function: protein binding; ribonuclease III activity; RNA binding. Gene Ontology annotation, cellular component: nucleus; cytoplasm. Gene Ontology annotation, biological process: siRNA processing. NCBI's taxonomy places the organism in Eukaryota, Viridiplantae, Streptophyta, Magnoliopsida, Poales, Poaceae. The record is from RefSeq and is a predicted model, not a curated record.